AUGCUAAUUUGCUCGCUGGGCUUUCUCAUUGUAACCGUAAUUGAUGCCAUGGAGCAGAUUAUAAAAUGUAUUAUAUUUUUCACGAUAACGAAUCUAGAGGCAUUUAUGUUUUGCUACGCCGGAGAAUAUCUGAUCAAUAAAAGCAGAGAGAUAGGAUUUGCAGCGUACAAUUGUGCAUUGUACAAUCUGAAAUCUAAAGAUAGUCGCAUUUUGUUAUUCAUAAUAUUAAGAUCACAGAAGCAAUUGACGCUAACAGCUGGCAAAGUAGUGGAUCUGUCU
Wasmannia auropunctata (little fire ant) is the source of this 279-nucleotide messenger RNA. Its product is annotated as putative odorant receptor 92a. The annotation marks the transcript as partial. NCBI's taxonomy places the organism in Eukaryota, Metazoa, Arthropoda, Insecta, Hymenoptera, Formicidae. The transcript is spliced from 3 exons. Gene Ontology annotation, cellular component: plasma membrane. Gene Ontology annotation, molecular function: odorant binding; olfactory receptor activity. Gene Ontology annotation, biological process: sensory perception of smell; detection of chemical stimulus involved in sensory perception of smell. The record is from RefSeq and is a predicted model, not a curated record.